AUGAUUUCACUCGCAGAACCCGAGAAGCGCCGACAGUUGCAGGCGGAGGAGGUUGGCGGUCAAGUUCACGUUUUAGGCGUUGGUGCAGUGAAGAAGGUGUACAGGGGAUUUGAUCAAGAAGAAGGAAGGGAUGUGGCAUGGAACCAAGUAAAACUAAGAAGCUUCGGUGGAGAUCCAUCUGUUCUCGAGAGACUAUUUUCAGAAAUCAAACUGUUACAGACAUUAGAGAAUGAAAACAUCAUUGUUCUUUACAGUUUCUGGAGGGAUACUAAAAACAGCACCUUGAACUUCAUCACAGAGGCGUGUGCUUCAAGUAAUUUAAGGGAUUACAUGAAGAAACGCAGACGGGUUUCAUUGAAGGCAUUGAAGAAUUGGUCAAGACAGAUUUUGAGAGUGAAAUAUAAAAUGAGAACUUUAUCUCAGAAUACAACUGUUUCAAGGAACUCAAAACCUCAUCAAAAACAAAGAUCAAACACAUAUUGGUCAAUGGGUUCACUUUCAGAUAGAAGUAUGGCUGAUUUAAUAAAAAUCCCAGAACACAACAACAACAAUCAAAUUCAAAACAAUGAGGAUCAUAGACUUUGUGCUGAAGCAUCAAGAAAUGCAAUUGAAGUUUUGAAAAGUAAUGUUUCAAGGUUGGGAAGGCAAGUGGAAAUGUCAUAUUUGGAGUUGGAGUCUCUUCGUAAGCAAAUACUUAAAGAGAAUAAACGAGGACAAGAUAUGUUGAAGAAAGUAACUGAACUUCAGGAGAAGAAAGAAGCACUUGAAGAGGAAAGGAAAAAAGAUAUUGCUACAAUGAAGGAGUUUUAUGGUGAACUAGACAUAUGUAUGAGUAGAAAGAAACAGACAUCAGUUACUUCAUUGUUGUAUGUAAUGAAAAAGAAAACAAAGGGCAUAAAUAAAGUGAAAGACGGAAGAGUUUGGGAGGUUGAAAAGGGAUUAUUUGAUAAAGAUUCCCCUGAACAAAAUUCAUGGCAGGAAUUUCCUGAGGAGAAUCCCACAAAAAACUCCAAAUCUAUUAGAAUAAGAUUAUAA
This is a messenger RNA of Lactuca sativa (garden lettuce), 1035 nucleotides long. The record is from RefSeq and is a predicted model, not a curated record. Lineage: Eukaryota; Viridiplantae; Streptophyta; Magnoliopsida; Asterales; Asteraceae.